Messenger RNA from Besnoitia besnoiti, 1608 nucleotides. RefSeq lists its product as uncharacterized. The coding region runs from base 1 to 1608 and encodes 535 amino acids. Gene Ontology annotation, cellular component: membrane. Gene Ontology annotation, biological process: magnesium ion transport. Gene Ontology annotation, molecular function: magnesium ion transmembrane transporter activity. The record is from RefSeq and is a predicted model, not a curated record. The transcript has 7 exons. Lineage: Eukaryota; Apicomplexa; Conoidasida; Eucoccidiorida; Sarcocystidae.
AUGUCAGCAAACCCGGACCCAAUCCAAGAGUUUAAUGCAGCGAUGUCAGUUUCCAGCGUGGACAUUGCAAGCAGAAAGAUUCACGUUCUGUCAUCCCUCUGGAGGACUCUAGAGAGGUACAUUAAACAUUCCACGGGAGGCAGCGAUACUCCUAGCCCCCUUGGCGAAGUGAAGCAUGGGCAAGGGGCGUCAUCGGAUCAUGAGGAAGCCGACUCUCCGCGCCAUUAUCCCCCUGCAGUGGAUCCGCAGAACGGCGUAGACGACGUUCCCUCCCCUCGUUUUAUUGAAGAUACCACUUUUUCGGGCCGGAGCCGCGCCGAUGAUGGCAGGUUCGUGGGUACCGCCGUGAGUCCCAUCGGGGCGGCAUCUUCGAUAGAGGAUGUCGAGACCGAGGACGAUCAUCCCCGGGGGCAGCCUCUCAUGCUAAAACGUCGAGUCACGGAUAGCUAUCCAUCUCACAUGGGAGAACGGCAAAACUUGCCUGUUAUCGUCGAAGGCCUGACGGGGCGCCGCAUGUUCCAAUCUAGUGACCACGGCUGGUCAGCGGUGAAUUUAAGCGAAGGUCUGCCUUCCAGCGCGGCGCUAGGCAGUAUGACCCUGACUGCUCUAAUUUCAAGGAACAACCUAUGGUGGGCAGGUAUCAUUUGUUCUGGCGUAGCCGCGUUGCUGGGGGCGUUAGGAGACUGCGUCCUCCGCUACUCCUUCGUGAUGGAGAGGGAAGGAAGGAAGGCCACAGGGAUGUCAAGAAAUGGCAGGGGUCGCCCUUUCCAUCUGAGACCUCUCUGGAUUCUAGGAAUGUUUUUGAGCGCCGUUCUGAAUCCUUUCCUCACGCUCGUUUCCUACCGGUUCACAGCAGUGUCCGUCGUGGCGCUGUUCGGUGGGCUUCACACUGUCGGGUCUCUUGUCUUUGCGUACUUCCUGUUUUCGGAGAGACUAGGAUGGCGCGACGUCAUUGGUGGACUGAUGAUUGUCGGCGGCAUAACGAUUGUGGUUAUCUUCGGCCAUAACGCCGACGACACCCAGCAAUUUAUAGUAAACGGAGUCGCAUUUGUCAUUUUCUCUAGCGUUGCCGGUGCCGCAAUUGCUAUCACGGUCAUCGUUUCGCAGAAGCUUAUCUGUUCGGCAAAGCUUCACCCCGCUGCAAUAUCCGUAUGUACCGCUUUACUCCCCGGUCUGUUCGGCGCUAUUUCGAAUAUCUGUGGCAAGGGAGCAGUUGUUCUAUGGACGGACGCGUUCCAGACUCCAGAGUUAUGGUCUCUUCCAUACACGUGGAUCUUUGCUGCUUUUGCGGUACUCGCCGCCUUGGGACAAGCUGUAUUUUUAUCAAUUAGCUUGUCGACAUACCCUGCUUCUUUCGUCUCGCCGGUGUACAACGGCGUUCUUGCCUGCCUAAACAGUCUCGGCGGCAUCUGGGUGUUCUCGGAGUACACCAACUCUUUGGUGUUGUACCUUCUGGGAGUAAUGAGCACCUGCACGGGUAUAUGGAUCGCCUCCUACGGCCAGGAAACGAAGCGCACGACCUUCGUGCCUCUUGUCAUGGAUCAUGAGGAGCCAUCGAUGCACGACGACGAAAGCGCUCAACUGGCCCCGGACGAGAUGGAAUAUUGA